Dracunculus medinensis (Guinea worm) is the source of this 723-nucleotide messenger RNA. The record is from the annotation of a GenBank genome assembly. Lineage: Eukaryota; Metazoa; Nematoda; Chromadorea; Rhabditida; Dracunculidae.
AUGGACGGGAGGAAUGUCAGCGAUAAUGGCGACGAUCGCGAUAUUUACUUAUUGGUUGCAUUAGUCGAUCGGCUCGAUCUUGUUUCGCCUUGCAUAGAACUUUUGAACGAGGAAUGGCCUCGAAGUCAGGCGGCACGCGAAAACAGUUUAAAGAAGACUAUCAGUUCGAAGCCUCCAAUGUCACUAAUAUUCUUGGACCGGAAAUUAGAUAAAUUAAUUGGUCACGCUAAGUUAUGUUCAAUAAUUGGUGAUGAUGAAAGUUGUUGGAUUGAAUCAGUUGUUAUAACGAAAAAGUUGCGAGGUCGUCGAUUAGGAGCGCGUUUGAUCAACGCUGUUGAAAAAAAAGCUUCUCAAUUCGGAUUUCACAAAGUUUACCUCUCAACAACGAAUAAAUAUGGUUUUUAUUUGAAAUGUGGUUAUGAAUUUUGUGAGCCGAUUUUUCAUACUGGUGCCAAUAUUAACCUAUUUAAAGGUGUAAAUGCGCUGAUAUUUCUGCCAAAAAACUCAAAUUCAAAAUUUGAAAAAAAAAAUUAUGAUUUUAAGGAUAUCAAAAAUAACGAAAGUGACCAUUCGUCAAAUAAGUCUUCGAAAGUGAAUAACAUACCAUCAGUGCAUCAUAUUCCUUUGCCACCUCCUUUACCACAGCAAUCAACUGCUUGUCGCUUUUCUGCAGAUUUUUGUUCCCCUUUAAAAAAGCAAUACAUGUAUAAAAUAUUAAAAUAG